Messenger RNA from Cyprinus carpio (common carp), 2512 nucleotides. Its product is annotated as olfactory receptor 51I2-like. Gene Ontology annotation, biological process: G protein-coupled receptor signaling pathway. Gene Ontology annotation, cellular component: membrane. The record is from RefSeq and is a predicted model, not a curated record. Lineage: Eukaryota; Metazoa; Chordata; Actinopteri; Cypriniformes; Cyprinidae. Gene Ontology annotation, molecular function: olfactory receptor activity; G protein-coupled receptor activity.
CAUUGUUCGAUCAGCAGCAAUGUGGGCAUUGAAGUCACCAGCCAGUAUAGUUACGUCAGACAAUGGGACAGAAUCCAGUGUUUGUUGGAGUUGGUUGUAGAAGUCGUCCUUGGCUAAGUCUGAACUAGACUCAGUUGAUGCAUAGACAGAGAUCUGAUGGUACCCUUGAUGGUAAGGGCUGCCAGAUGGUCUGAUUCUGGCUGAAAUGCAAUCACACUUUUAGUCAUUCGGCUAUCCACCAUAAACCCAAUGCCAGCCUUCCACUUCUCUCCCCCUGAGUAGUAAAGAGUCAUCGCAUAGCUGUCUGAUGGUGUUUGGAUGCUCAUUAUUCCAGAUCCAGUGAGUCGUAGUUCAGAAACUGCGAUUGAGAUUUUAUAGUUUUUCGGUUCCUUGGAAAUGAUUUCCUUUUGACCAAUGUGGUGUCCAGUUCUGACAUUCCAUGCAGCGAUGCAGAUUUCUGUUUUUGGUGGAAUGAUUUUACUACUUUGGCCAGUAGCCAACUUUUCACUUAGAUCCCUGACACUGGUGCAUCGGCUGUCCCGUAUGCGGUAGCAUGACUUGUAGGACCAGGUUCUGAAAUUUUCACUAGUUCCAUUAGUUUCAUGUCUAGUUUUUUUGGGUUUCAUGGUUCUUUCAUAUGUUCUUCUUUUUAAAAUUUGCCUCAUCGGUUAAAAAUGUCCAAACAUUUUACAUUAAUAUUAAAUGAAAUAAAUGACGGAUGUAAUUGUAAUUUUGGAUGUAAUUGUAAUCAAAACAAACCCACUUGACUUGGAAUUUUGCAUUUCUAUAACCAAUGACAAAAUGUUUAUGUGCUUGUAAACUUAGUAAGACGAGUGAGAGCUUUUUAGUGAUGAUAAUAGUGAAGUUUGUUUUCCAUGCUGCUAAGAGGAUUUGCAGUCACACCUACACACUGGAAACUUCUGGAUUUACUACCAUAAAGAUUUACUUUCAAACUACAAUAUGUAAUAAGUAAAUAUCCAUAGCAAUAUAUAUGGGACAAAAAUAUGUCAAAAUACAUGUGCAUAAAGGCUAGACAUGAGUUCACCCACAGAAAAAACUAAAACAACAACAACAACAACAAAAAUAAUAAAUUCUGAUUAAAAUUGUUACACAUCUAUGCCAAAAUUUAAUUUUAAGAUCCUUUACUUUUUUUUUUUUUUUUUUUAAGGAAUCAUGACACGAAUCAAGUUAUUUAUGCUGCAGUGUGUAUGCAACAGUAGGCCUCCUGAGACAUGUUAGAUACUAUAAAAACCCCACAUGUACUUGUGACAGAACACAAACAGAACUCAUUACCUGCAAUUUUCAUGAAGAUGCCAUGAUGGUCAUGUCAGAGUAUUUAUCAGAAGGUAUUUUUAUAAUUUUUGAAAUGUUUGUAAAGUUAUUUCUGAGACUACUGAGUUAUUACUGUGCUAGCCAGUCAUUUAAUUAUUAAAUCGCUAAUCUAACUGAAGACUUUAAAUUAAAGGACCCCUACAAACAUAGGGCUACCUAUAUAAAGUGAUGAACAUGCUUUAUUUUCUGGUGUCAAAAUUAAAUGAAUUGUAUUGUUUUCUCUCCUCCUCAGGUCAAUGAAAAUAGCCGUUGUGUAAGGAAAAUGGGAAAUGGAACAUAUUUUUUCUUCAUGUUGUUUGAAAAUCUUGGGUGCAUAAAAUAUGUUUUUUUCAGUUUGGGGCUUAUUUUUUACUGUGUUGUCAUAUACUUUAAUGCCCUUAUUAUUCUUGCUGUGUUUUUGGAAAAGACAUUGCACCAACCCAUGUACAUUUUGAUUUCAUGUUUAUCCAUCAACUCUGUAUAUGGUACAGCUGGCUUUUUCCCAAGGUUACUGACAGACUUGCUGUAUGACACACAUAGAAUUUCCUUUGAAGCUUGCCUCAUACAGAGUGUUGUCAUUUACUCAUAUGCAUCUUAUGAGCUUAUAAUCUUAAUGCUAAUGUCAUUUGAUAGGCUUGUUGCAAUUAGUAAACCUUUGCAUUACAACAACAUAAUUACCACACGCUUUCUAACAAUUUUAAUAGUUAUAGCAUGGCUUUAUCCAAUUAUCUGUGUUGGUUGUGCUGGUCUUUUGACUGCCAGGUUGAAAAUGUGUGGUAACAAAUUGUUUAAGGUAUACUGCCACAACUAUGAAAUUGUCAAACUAUCUUGUGUGAACAAUAAUAUUGUUAAUAUUUAUGGCCUAAUUGUAACAAUUACAACAGUUUUUAUUCCUUUGAUUUUUAUAUUAUAUUCCUAUGUCAAAAUACUUAUAAUUUGUCAAAGAAGCUCACAAGACUUUAGGAGCAAAGCAUAUCAAACUUGUAUUCCACACAUAGCAAUCCUUUUAAAUUUCUCAGUUGCUAUAUUUUGUGAGCUUACUUUAAGUCGGUUUCUGAAUGGGGAAAUUCCUAUAGAGCUGGCUGUUAUCCUUUCACUGGAAUUUAUUGUUAUACCACCCUUUGUAAAUCCUAUUGUUUAUGGUCUAAACUUUCCUGGUAUCCGCAAAAAAGUUACACAUCUUAUAAAAGCCUCCAAAUAG